AUGCCACCACAGUCGUCUGUGGCCAUCCACCUGGAGCCCGCAGAAUGGGUGCUGAUAGAGCUUCUACUCGAUUACCGGGCCAGCCUGCCAUACGACAGUGCCCAGGGUCUCCAAAUCCGGUUCGUUGGCAAACACGUUCGUUAUAAAUUGCUCGGGCAAACAUGGAAUGAAAUCGAGGUCUCGAUUAAUAUGUGCCCCCUUCAGUUUCGGUCAGAACUCAAGGCGCUCUACUUCAGGGACCAAGAGAAAUACACAAAGCGAGCAGAAAGCCUCAGAGCCAUACCUAAUAUUGGGAUAAUAAAAUAUCCCAUAAAAUUGAUGAUACCGCCUUACAGGGUGGUCUAUCAAGUUACAAUCUUUGGGCUCGACAUUUGCUUCACCGAUUCCAGAGCAGCAGGUUGGUUUAAUCCGAUUAUUUUUAGUCCGGAAACCGGCCGGGUCGUCACCGAUGCCGUAACUGAUGCCUUCAACCGCGAUGCCACAAUCGAUUCCCUAGCCUAUAAUGUCGUUACCCAGGAGAUAGAGGACUCCACCGGUUAUGGACUUCAUGAUCUCAAGAAUGGUAUCAUCAGAACACCGAUUCAUGAAGGAAUCGUUUUAAAGAAAGACCCCUUCUGUUUCUUCCGCCUAAUUCGGGAAGCGUGUACUACAGGGUAUCGAAUAUCUCAUAAUAUGGUGGUGUUGAUGAAAAACACAUCCGUUCUGCGGUGCAUUACUAAAGGAAAAGCCCUCCAUAAAUUCAGCAUAGACAAUCUAAGGGCCGAAAUAAUGGAGAUAAUAAACGGCGCAGAUCCCGGGAGAGGUCUGUCGCUGAUCCACAUGUCACUUUUAUAUCCAGUGAUAUUUGUGUAUCCGCGUGUAACUCCCCGCCUGUGGCAAAUACACUCUCCCCGCCUAGGCUAUCAAUUUGGCAGGUGGAAAUCGAACUCUUCUCUUGUCUAUAGUACGGUCGACUGUCUUCUGGCUGACCCAAUACACCGCAAGAGUAACAUGGGGAAAUACCUUCUUUGGAUUGAUACCGAGAACCUGUGGUUGCUUGCAGUAUUUUCUCAUUUUGGGCAGCUAAGAACAAACAUCGGUACCGUCAAAAGAGAUGAAGGAAUUGUUGAAACUAUUGCUAACGAAGCAAGGGCAUUCCACCCCGAGACAGCAAUAUCCGAUCUUUUGCGAGACUGUCUGAAAAACAUGAACGACAUUCAUUCAUACGUGGAAGAACCGGACUUCAGCAGUUUAAAGCGUAGCGACAUUGGCUUGGCUUUGAGGUACUGGGGUAUCACAUGGAGGUUUCAGGUUUUAUACGCGAUGUUGGCAGAUAUCGCGCAUAUUGCAUUUGACAGAGAGUCAUUGACCGACGUGCUGCUGCGCUACGACAGGUUCUUGGGGUAUAUCUUUCAUAACAAACUAGAGUAUGCGCUCUUCCUAGACCCCAUUCUCACAAGGCAGGAUAUUGAAGACAUGUUCGACCUCAGGAAGAGGUCAUGCCUCAACGCGCUGGUUUAUGAAGCCGUCGUUAGCUGGCAACUCGAUAAUCCUCGCGGUUCGAGACAGGAGGUCAUCGAAUGGGUCAGUCACAUGAUACUCACACGAACUGGCCCUCGGGUGGGAUCACGUGAUCACACAAUGGUCCUGGACGCUUUUUCCGGUCCAUUAUCAAGGCGAGAUGACACUCAACCUCCUCCAGCAAAAAGAAUAAAAAGAUGA
This is a messenger RNA of Microsporum canis CBS 113480, 1701 nucleotides long. RefSeq lists its product as uncharacterized. The transcript has a single exon. Gene Ontology annotation, molecular function: RNA binding; ATP:3'-cytidine-cytidine-tRNA adenylyltransferase activity. Bases 1 to 1701 code for a protein of 566 amino acids. The record is from RefSeq and is a predicted model, not a curated record. NCBI's taxonomy places the organism in Eukaryota, Fungi, Ascomycota, Eurotiomycetes, Onygenales, Arthrodermataceae. Gene Ontology annotation, biological process: tRNA 3'-terminal CCA addition.